This is a messenger RNA of Cetraspora pellucida, 513 nucleotides long. The record is from the annotation of a GenBank genome assembly. Lineage: Eukaryota; Fungi; Glomeromycota; Glomeromycetes; Diversisporales; Gigasporaceae.
AUGCUUGGCUUCAUUUCUCCCAAGCUAGCUCCUUCGUAUAUUCCCAAAUUUAGAAGUGCAAUUCUUAGAAACGAAUUUGGAAGCGUCUUCGCUUCUCGGUUUGGAGCUUCAUUUAGAGAAUAUAGUUCCAAAAAGGUCAAAAAGUACACAAAAGAACAUGAAUGGAUUCAUGUUGAACGGGACUUAGGAACUAUUGGUAUCACACAUUAUGCGCAAAAUGCGCUUGGUGAUGUAGUUUUUGUCGAAGUACCUGAAGUUGGUACUGUUGUUGAACAGUCUGGAACUUGUGGCGCUUUAGAAAGUGUUAAAGCGGCCAGUGAUAUUUAUGCUCCUGUAAGUGGAAAAAUUAUUGAAGUUAAUCAAAACUUAGAAAAAUCUCCUGGGUUAAUAAACAAAAGUCCUGAAGCUGAUGGUUGGUUAUGUAAAAUUCAGCUUUCAAAGCUAUCUGAAUUGGAUAAUUUAAUGGAAGAGCAUGAAUAUCAUAAGCAUUGUGAAGAAUCAGAAUCGCACUAG